Messenger RNA from Cuculus canorus (common cuckoo), 1651 nucleotides. It is a transcript of the gene GPR15, whose product is annotated as G protein-coupled receptor 15. Gene Ontology annotation, molecular function: G protein-coupled receptor activity. Gene Ontology annotation, cellular component: membrane. Gene Ontology annotation, biological process: G protein-coupled receptor signaling pathway; immune response. The transcript has a single exon. The record is from RefSeq and is a predicted model, not a curated record. The coding region runs from base 19 to 1122 and encodes 367 amino acids. NCBI's taxonomy places the organism in Eukaryota, Metazoa, Chordata, Aves, Cuculiformes, Cuculidae.
GCCCUCCUCAGAGUGAGGAUGAGGACAGCUUGGCCAGAAAUGGAACUCACGGAGCUUUCACCUGUGACUACAGUCACUUUCAACUAUGACUACUAUGAUGACAACUGCCAUUAUCAACAUCUGCAACAUAUGUCUACUUUCCUCCCUGUCUUGUACACUGCUGUGUUCCUGGUGGGCAUUGUUGGCAACUCGAUCCUGAUAGUAGCCUUGGUCUUCAAGCGAAGGGUCCAGAGGCUGAUAGACGUCUUUAUCAUCAACCUUGCUGCAUCUGACUUCAUCUUCCUCAUCACACUGCCAUUCUGGGUGGACAACGAGGCAUCGGAUGGGAACUGGAGGGUAGGAUCUUUCCUCUGUAAGGCCAGUUCCUAUGUGAUCUCAGUCAACAUGUACUCCAGCAUCCUCCUCCUCACUUGUAUGAGUGCUGACCGGUACCUUGCUAUCAUGCAUCCCUCUGUCGCUAGGCAAGUGAGAACAAGAUCCUAUUCCAUUGGACUCUGCAUCUGCAUCUGGUUAUUAUCCUUCUGCUUAGGGAUGCCAACCCUUUUGUCCAGAGAACUGAAGAAGCAAUAUGGAAAGACUUACUGCACAGACAAAACGGUGACAGAAACCAAACAGGUCAUGUCACUGAUGCUUUUAAUCCUGGCCUUCUUUUUCCCACUGUUAGGUAUCUUAACCUUUUACUGCUCCAUUACCAGAAGACUCUGUGUGCAUUAUCAGAGAGCUGGGAAACAUGAUAAGAAACUGAGAAAAUCCAUCAAGAUCGUCUUCAUUGUAGUGGCGGCUUUUGUUAUCUCUUGGGUUCCCUUCAAUCUUUUCAAGCUUAUGGCCAUCCUGUUGGGGCUCCUGAAGCAGUCUGAUUGUUUUACCGACAUGGUUGCCCAGCUCGGCAUGAAGGUGAGCAGCCCUUUUGCUUUUGCCAAUAGCUGUGCCAAUCCUUUCAUUUACUAUUGCUUUGACAACUACAUCCGCAGAGCCAUGCUUCGGUGCUUGUGCCCACGGGUGAAAACCAGCAUCAGCAACAGCAACUCUGAUACUCUGGACACUCGCCUGAGCCAGUCCUUAUCCAAUUUUGUUGCAGGGGAGUAUGCCACUAGGAAGAGGAAGCGCUCUGUGUCCUUCUGACUGGGAGGCAGGACUGAAGAGGAAGGAACUUUUCUUUCCAGUGAUGGCAGGAAAAGAAUAAAGUGAGAUAAACUGAAAAAAAGAAAUGAGUGACAGAGACAGAGGUGCAAGCAUAAUGCAGCCAGCAUUUCAAGUGCAAGGAAUGCUACUUGCCUUUCAACGCAGACAGAUGGAAUAGGAAAUCUUAACCACAGAAUUACAGUUCACAACGAUUGCUGUGUUACUGCAUGGUGUAGAUCUGAAACUCACACCGAGAAACAUCCACAAAUACUUACACUGGAAACCCAAAGUGCUACAAACUACAGAAAGGAAUCACGUGAUUCAGUAAAGCCGCUCUGAGGCAAACUUUGAACUUAAAUGUACAUAGGUUUUUAUUCUCCGCAGAGCAAGAAAAACAACACAACAGAAGUGUUUCUUCUCUUUGGCUCCUAGCUUGCCCACAAAUGUGUCACAAUGUCCUUAAAAUAACCUGAUUUGAUUCUGGUUUUAUGGAGGUUUUCUAACUUUAGAAAUGGAAUAUUUAAUGAAU